AUGUCCUUAGUUUCACACGUUUCAGGGUCCGUAUCCGUAGCUGUGCUUAGGCAGGGGUCGUCCGCCUCGAGUGUUCCGUUUUCGUCGAACAAAUUCGCUAGUGUAUUGCAACCUUUGCGCCAAGCAGUCAGCAACACGACCGUCAAAAGCGCUGCAGCUUUCUCCAGUCUUCACUCACGAUCCUUCGUUCGAUUAACCUUUCACAAGCACUCGGGUCUCUCCUCCCACUUACCCGCCUCAUCCCGCACCCGCCUCUCCCUGACCGCCGGCCUCUCUCCGCCCCGCGCUUCCUCCGCUCCUAAUGCCGGCUCCCCUGCCGUCACCUCCCCGUCCUCCCCCUCUUCUGAUGCGCUACAUCCGCUCAUCCCUUCUCCCUGCUCGGUUCCUUUCGUCCUCUCGCCCUCAGACCUUUCCUCUGCAUCUUCCGCCGCGAAUAUCUCCGUAGAAGACUACAUAUGCCGUUACCUCCUGCAACCCGCCACCGACCGCGCUCGGCCUCCCAUUUCGCGUUUCCACGUCUCCACCAUCGCAAUAGGUGCUAAGACGGGCCGCGCGUUCCUGGGAGUAAAUCUCGAGUUCCCCGGCUUGCCUCUCCACAACUCUGUGCACGCCGAGCAGUUCGUCGUGGCUUCCGCCGCAUUGCACGGCGAGCCCGCGCUUUCCGCGCUGCUGGUCUCGCGGCCCCCCUGCGGCCAUUGCCGGCAAUUCCUGCAAGAGCUGCGGGGGGCAGAGGGGCUGCGCGUGAUUAUAGCGGAAGAGGCGGAGGAGGCGGAAGAGACCACCCUCACGCAUUUGUUGCCGCAUCGCUUCGGCCCACACAGUCUCCUAGCCGACGAUUUCCCGCUGCUGCUGGAGCAGCGAGACAACGGCCUGCAGCUAAUCAAUCCCAUCGACGUGCCCUCGCCGUUGGAUUUCAUGUUGGUGCCUCCACUCGCCCGCUCGUUCUCCUCCGCUUCCUCACCCGCUAUCGAGUCUGCAGCUGCUGCAGCAGCCUCCGCUGGUUCUCCCGCUGCUGUUCUCUCCACUCCUCUCGGGCAGGAAGCCGUGUCGCGCGCUCUAGACGCUGCUAACGCGUCCUACGCUCCCUACAGCCUGUCGCCCUCUGGAGUAGCGCUUGUAUCGCGGACAGGAGCGGUGCAUACAGGGUCUUAUGUCGAGUCCGCCGCGUACAACCCGAGCCUUCCAGCGCUGCAAGCGGCGCUGAUCGCUCUGCUGGUGGAAACGGGUGGGGAGGGGGCGUACGAGGACGUAGUGCACCUCCACAUGCGACCUUCUCGCUCCAUUUGGCGAAGGGCUGCAGAUAACUGUGUGAGGGAGAGCUCGAGAACGAGGUUACGAGCAUCCCUCCCUCCUUCCCUCGCAAAUGUCCCUCCUUCCCUGAUUCCGGCCUGGUCCCCUUUCAUUCUACCGUAUCUCUCCUCCGGUGAUGCUGGGCAUUUCCACUUGAUUCAUAUGCUAGCAACCAUGGCAGCUGCUACCCAGUCAGCCAACCUGAAGGUGUGCUUCCUCAGCGGGAGCGAGUCGAAGCUGGGCUCUUCCUUCACCCAAACUGCCUCUUUCGCCCCUAAGACUGGCGUCAGCUCUACCCCUCGCAAGCUGACCGUCAGGGCCGCGCGUGAGAAGUUUGAGAGGACGAAGCCCCACGUUAACAUUGGCACCAUUGGACACGUCGAUCACGGCAAGACCACCCUGACAGCAGCCAUCACAACAGCUCUUGCCUCCGUCACUGGUGGCCAGGCUAAGAGGUACGAUGAGAUUGACGCUGCUCCGGAGGAGAGGGCUCGUGGUAUCACCAUCAACACUGCUCACGUCGAGUAUGAGACCGAGGCCAGGCACUACGCUCACGUCGACUGCCCCGGCCACGCCGAUUACGUCAAGAACAUGAUUACCGGUGCCGCUCAGAUGGACGGAGCCAUUCUCGUCGUGUCUGGGGCUGAUGGUCCCAUGCCUCAGACCAAGGAGCACAUUCUUCUGGCCAAGCAGGUCGGUGUGCCCGCCAUGGUGGUGUUCAUGAACAAGGAGGAUCAGGUCGAUGAUGCUGAGCUCCUCGAGCUGGUCGAGAUGGAGGUUCGCGAGACUCUUUCCAACUACGAGUUCCCCGGUGACGACAUCCCCAUCACCGCCGGCUCCGCUCUCCUGGCCCUCGAGCACCUCACCGCCAACCCUGGCACCAAGCGCGGCGACAACCCCUGGGUGGACAAGAUUCUCACCCUCAUGGACACUGUCGACGAGUACAUCCCCAUUCCCGAGCGCGCUGUCGACAAGCCGUUCCUCAUGGCUGUUGAGGACGUGUUCUCCAUCACUGGUCGCGGUACCGUCGCCACCGGCAGGGUGGAGCGUGGCAUUGUGAAGGUUGGUGACACUGUUGAGCUGGUUGGUCUGAAGGAGAUGAGGACGCUGACCGUGACUGGUCUGGAGAUGUUCCAGAAGAUCCUCGACGAGGCCAUGGCCGGCGAUAACUGCGGCAUGCUUCUCCGUGGUAUCCAGAAGACCGAAAUCCAGAGAGGGAUGGUUCUGUCCAAGCCCGGUUCCAUCAAGCCCCACAACUCGUUCGAGGCGUCCGUGUACAUCCUGAAGAAGGAGGAGGGUGGCAGGCACUCGCCGUUCUUCGUCGGCUACAAGCCCCAAUUCUACAUGCGCACAACUGAUGUCACUGGCUCCGUCACGAAGGUGUUGAGCGACAAGGGUGAGGAGACGAAGAUGGUUAUGCCUGGCGACAGAGUGAAGAUGGUUGUGGAUCUGCUCGUGCCCGUGGCCAUUGAGAAGCAAAUGCGCUUCGCCAUCCGUGAGGGAGGUCGCACUGUGGGCGCUGGGGUUGUGUCUGAGAUCCUUAACUAA
This is a messenger RNA of Closterium sp. Yama58-4, 2838 nucleotides long. NCBI's taxonomy places the organism in Eukaryota, Viridiplantae, Streptophyta, Zygnematophyceae, Desmidiales, Closteriaceae. The record is from the annotation of a GenBank genome assembly.